AUGGGAGUUUCCUAUGGCUACCAUAAAUCGCUCGCUUCAUUCCUUCGUCUCCUCGUGAAGCCCCGACUCCACCUAAACCCCAAACCCGACGAGGUAGCCCUUGUCCCGUCGCGAGACGACGGCCAAACCAUCAAGACCCAUAUCUACAAACCAGCCACCCAAACCGGCCCAACCCCCGUCCUGAUCAACUUCUGCGGUAGCGGCUUCGUCCUUCGCACUUUCGGUUCUGAUGACGAGUACUGUCGCUUCGUCGCAGACAAUGCCAACUACACCGUAAUCGACGUACAAUAUCGCCUCGCCCCGGAACAUCCCUUCCCAGCAGCUUUCCACGAUGCCGAAGAUGUAGUGAACUGGGUACGGUCGCAACCCGAUCGUUUCGAUCUUACGCAGCUAUCGCUCUCUGGAUUCAGCGCGGGUGCCAACAUCGCCUUGGCUGUGGCAUCUGCGUCAGAGCAGUUCAACCCAAAACAAGGGAUAUUCGACACGGUCAUCUCGUUCUACGGGCCGAUGGAUAUGUCCCUUCCCACACCAGAAAAGCCCCAGGCAGACCGCUCAAAUUGGAUCAUGCGCGAUAUAUUCCCGCCCUUCUCCCAUCUGUGUCAUAAAUGUCUCAAUCUGGGUAGAGUCGAUCCUAAGGAUCCGCGUAUGUCGCCUAUCUUGGCGGAUCCAAACAACUUCCCAAACAAGACAUUAAUAAUCACAGCUGCGCAGGAUCCUUUUGCUAUUGAGGCUGAGGAGCUGUCGAAGAAGUUGAAUGAUACAGAUGGGAAGGUUUCGGUGUGCGAACGGAUGGAGGGGUGCGCUCAUGGGUGGGAUAAGGAGGCUAUUCGAGGGACGUCGCAGUGCGACGCGAAGGAUGAGGCCUAUCAAUUGGCCGUUAAAAUUCUGCGGCAAAAGGAGAGUGGAGCGGUGCCGAGUGCUGUAUGUUGA
Penicillium canescens is the source of this 930-nucleotide messenger RNA. RefSeq names its product alpha/beta hydrolase. Lineage: Eukaryota; Fungi; Ascomycota; Eurotiomycetes; Eurotiales; Aspergillaceae. The transcript has a single exon. Gene Ontology annotation, molecular function: hydrolase activity. The record is from RefSeq and is a predicted model, not a curated record. The coding region runs from base 1 to 930 and encodes 309 amino acids.